This is a messenger RNA of Tachyglossus aculeatus (Australian echidna), 3188 nucleotides long. It is a transcript of the gene YTHDC1, whose product is annotated as YTH domain containing 1. Gene Ontology annotation, cellular component: nucleoplasm. Lineage: Eukaryota; Metazoa; Chordata; Mammalia; Monotremata; Tachyglossidae. The transcript has 17 exons. Gene Ontology annotation, molecular function: mRNA binding; N6-methyladenosine-containing RNA reader activity. The record is from RefSeq and is a predicted model, not a curated record. Bases 134 to 2344 code for a protein of 736 amino acids. Gene Ontology annotation, biological process: mRNA splicing, via spliceosome; regulation of alternative mRNA splicing, via spliceosome.
UCGCGCAGCAAGGCCGACUCCAUCUUAGCGCUGGGGCGGGAGGGCAAGGCCCGACACGUCGGGAAAACCGGGACCAUCCCAACGGGAAAACCGGGAACAGCCGGGACAUCGGGACAUCGGGAGGACGGGGGCCAUGGCGGCCGACAGCCGGGAGGAGAAAGAUGGAGAACUUAAUGUCCUGGAUGACAUUUUGACUGAAGUUCCCGAUCAAGAUGAUGAGCUUUAUAACCCUGAAAGCGAACAAGAUAAAAAUGAGAAAAAGGGCUCAAAGAGGAAAAGCGAGAGGCUCGAGAGCAGCGAGAGCAAGCGUCCCAAGCCGUCCGUGCACCCGAGGCCGCCGGGGCCCAAGCCGGCCGGCUCGGCGGCCGGCAACAACAAGAGAGUCGUCAGCUCCAAAGGCAAAGCGGGCCCGGACUACAAAGCCGAGGAGUACCAGCGGGGGGAAAGGACCAAGCGCCCGGAGGGCGAUCGGAAGGCCCGGCUGUCGAACGCCGGCGCCAGGGAGCCUUACAAGGGGCAGCCCGAAAAGCCCUGUGCCCGGAAAAGGGAUCCCGAGCGGCGAGCCAAGCCCCCGACGCCCGACGGGCCCGAGAGAAUCAGGCCCGACGGGGACCGACGUCCAAGCCGGUCCAGUCAUUCCUCUAAAGAAGAGGCGAACUCGGAGGAGUUCGGGUCGGACCGCGAGUCGGCCAGCAGCGGCUCCUCCGACGAGCAGGGCAACAACACCGACAACGAGGAGGAAGGCCUGGAAGAGGAAGAGGAGGAGGAGGACGACGACGACGGCGAGGAGGACGAGGAGGUAGAAGAGGACGGCGAGGAGGAGGAGGAGGACGACGACGACGACGGGGAGGAGGAGGAGGAGGAGGAGGAGGAGGAAGAGGAGGAAUACGAACAGGACGAGCGAGACCAGAAAGAGGGCCAUGACUACGACACGCGCAGCGAGGCCAGCGAUUCGGACUCGGAGUCGGUGUCCUUCACCGACGGGUCGGUCCGGUCCGGCUCGGGCUCCGACGCAUCAGAUGAGAAAAAGAAGGAGAGGAAGAGAGCUAGAGGCAUUUCUCCCAUUGUUUUUGAUAGAAGCGGAAGCUCGGCGUCCGAAUCCUACGCAGGUUCAGAAAAGAAGCAUGAGAAAUUAUCAUCUUCCGUUCGUGCUGUCCGAAAAGAUCAAACCAGUAAACUUAAAUAUGUCCUCCAGGAUGCAAGAUUUUUCCUCAUAAAGAGUAACAACCAUGAAAAUGUGUCUCUUGCCAAAGCCAAGGGCGUGUGGUCUACGCUGCCAGUAAAUGAGAAGAAGUUGAACGCAGCAUUCCGAUCGGCAAGGAGUGUUAUAUUAAUAUUUUCUGUGAGAGAGAGUGGAAAAUUUCAAGGAUUUGCAAGACUGUCAUCAGAAUCGCACCAUGGAGGGUCUCCUAUACACUGGGUUCUGCCUGCAGGAAUGAAUGCCAAAAUGCUGGGAGGUGUCUUUAAAAUCGACUGGAUCUGCAGGCGUGAAUUGCCCUUCACUAAAUCCGCUCACCUCACCAAUCCUUGGAAUGAACAUAAGCCAGUAAAGAUCGGGCGCGAUGGACAGGAAAUUGAACUCGAAUGUGGGAGCCAGCUUUGCCUUCUAUUCCCCCCCGACGAAAGUAUUGACUUGUAUCAGGUCAUUCAUAAAAUGCGCCACAAGAGAAGACUGCAUUCACAGCCCCGCUCAAGAGGACGUCCGUCCCGCCGAGACCCAGUCCGGGAUGUGGGAAGGCGUCGACCAGAAGAUUAUGAUAUUCAUAACAGCAGAAAGAAACCAAGGAUUGACUAUCCCCCUGAGUUUCACCAAAGACCAGGGUAUAUAAAGGAUCCACGGUAUCAAGAAGUUGAUAGUUUCACCAAUCUUAUUCCCAACAGACGAUUUUCAGGAGUCCGCCGGGAUGUGUUUUUAAAUGGGUCCUACAAUGAUUACGUGCGAGAAUUUCACAACAUGGGACCACCGCCGCCAUGGCAGGGAAUGCCCCCGUAUCCGGGAAUGGAACAACCUCCUCAUCACCCUUAUUAUCAACACCAUGCUCCGCCCCCUCAAGCCCACCCUCCCUAUUCUGGACAUCACCCGGUGCCCCAUGAAGCAAGAUACCGGGACAAACGAGUACACGACUACGACAUGCGUGUGGACGACUUCCUCCGCCGCACCCAGGCGGUCGUCAGCGGGCGGAGGAGCCGGCCCCGGGAGCGGGACAGGGAGCGGGAGCGAGACCGGCCGCGGGACAACCGAAGAGACAGAGAGCGCGACAGAGGCCGCGAUCGCGACAGGGAGAGGGAGCGAUUAGGCGACCGGGACAGAGACCGAGGGGAGAGAGGACGAUACCGGAGAUAAUCCAGCCGGAGGGGCCCCCCCCCACCCCCCCGUCGUUUCGGAGCAACAGCAAAUCUUGUAUUUUUUUUGUGUGUUUACAAGUAGUAAAUUUAUUUUCAGCUGUCUCUUUAUGAGUUCAUUGUGUAGAAGGAUUUAUUCUGACCCCCUUUGUUCCAAGCAUGCAGUAUACUAAGAACUGGAAAAGAAAAAUCUCAAAUCAGCCAAAAAAAAGGAAAGGGAAAAACAAAAAAAAACGCAAUGCACAGAGUUGACGUCGGAAUUGACGCUUUUAUUGGGGCAGGAUGGGAAACAGGAGAGAAUGUAGAUACCGAUUGCUUUUCUGUAAGUGUUCCUCCAGUGUGUAGGGAUUUGCAUCACAGGGAUUUUUUUUUUCCGUUUGAUUUUUGGAGAUUGAUGAGAUAACUGCCAUAAUGUUUUGCUUUGAUGUUUCCCCACAUGUAGCUGCCCCACGGUUCUAUGAAAAUUAUGCUGCUAUGAAGGAUGCAAAAACGUUGAAGUAUGAUGGUUUGAUGGGAUGGCAUUGUUGUAGCAGCCUCUUAGUUUUUUUCUCCUCUUUUAUUUUUUUUUUCUAAGCGCCCUGUAAAGUCACUCAUUUAUUUUUUACUUUUUCCAGUCUUCAAUGAUGAAAGCAAUAUUACGAAGACGUGACGGAUACCAGAUUUUUAACCUUUUUAAAGAGAACCUUCCUAUGUUCGAAUGGCGUUUUGGCCAAGGCUGUUGUUUGGCCGCCUCAGAAAUGUACACAUUGGUUUGGAGUGUUCCCGACCUGCGUGUGGUCACAGAAGACAGUCCCGUAUCCUACAUCGCUACCAUUUUUGUAUAAAAAUAAACUGGUAAAGAUCGA